This is a messenger RNA of Jaculus jaculus (lesser Egyptian jerboa), 9021 nucleotides long. RefSeq names its product calcium voltage-gated channel subunit alpha1 D (gene Cacna1d). Bases 256 to 6789 code for a protein of 2177 amino acids. The transcript has 49 exons. Gene Ontology annotation, molecular function: high voltage-gated calcium channel activity. Lineage: Eukaryota; Metazoa; Chordata; Mammalia; Rodentia; Dipodidae. Gene Ontology annotation, biological process: calcium ion import across plasma membrane. Gene Ontology annotation, cellular component: voltage-gated calcium channel complex; membrane. The record is from RefSeq and is a predicted model, not a curated record.
AUUUUAUUUUUUUAAAAAAGUUUAUUUUGCUCCAUUUUUGAAAAAGGAGCGUGGGUGGCAGGCUUUUUAAAAAAAUAUAUAAAUUACCUUUAUUUUUCCGGUUAUUUGUCCCUGUCCUUCCCCACCCCCUGCUGAAGCAAAAAUAAGGGCCAGGACAGCGGCGCCAACCUAUCCGUAACCCCCUUACGUUCCUCCCUCGCCCUAAUACCCAGCACAGUGCCCUGCACACAGUAGGCGCUCAAUAAAUGUUCGUGGAUGAUGAUGAUGAUGAUGAUGAAAAACAUGCAGCACCAACGACAGCAGCAAGCGGACCACGCGGACGAGGCAAGCUAUGCAAGAGGCACCAGACUCCCUCUUUGUGGUGAAGGACCAACUUCUCAGCCGAAUAGCUCCAAGCAAACUGUCCUGUCUUGGCAAGCUGCGAUUGAUGCUGCUAGACAGGCCAAGGCUGCCCAAAGUAUGAGCACCUCUGCACCCCAACCUGUAGGAUCUCUCUCCCAAAGAAAACGUCAGCAAUAUGCCAAGAGCAAAAAACAGGGUAACUCGUCCAACAGCCGACCUGCCCGAGCCCUCUUUUGUUUGUCACUCAAUAACCCCAUCCGACGAGCCUGCAUUAGUAUAGUGGAAUGGAAACCAUUUGACAUAUUUAUAUUAUUGGCUAUUUUUGCCAAUUGUGUGGCCUUAGCUAUUUACAUCCCAUUCCCUGAAGACGAUUCUAACUCAACAAAUCAUAACUUGGAAAAAGUAGAAUAUGCCUUCCUGAUUAUUUUUACAGUCGAGACAUUUUUGAAGAUUAUAGCAUAUGGAUUAUUGCUGCAUCCUAAUGCUUAUGUUAGGAACGGAUGGAAUUUACUGGAUUUUGUUAUAGUAAUAGUAGGAUUGUUUAGUGUAAUUUUGGAACAAUUAACCAAAGAAACAGAAGGCGGGAACCACUCUAGUGGCAAGUCAGGAGGCUUUGAUGUCAAAGCCCUCCGUGCCUUCCGAGUGUUACGACCUCUUCGACUAGUAUCAGGAGUGCCCAGUUUACAAGUUGUUCUGAACUCCAUUAUAAAAGCCAUGGUCCCCCUCCUUCACAUAGCCCUUUUGGUAUUGUUUGUAAUCAUAAUCUAUGCUAUUAUAGGAUUGGAACUUUUUAUUGGAAAAAUGCACAAAACAUGUUUUUUUGCUGACUCAGAUAUCGUAGCUGAAGAGGACCCAGCUCCAUGUGCGUUCUCAGGGAACGGACGCCAGUGUACCACUAAUGGCACAGAAUGUCGGAGUGGCUGGGUUGGCCCAAAUGGAGGCAUCACAAACUUUGAUAACUUUGCCUUUGCCAUGCUUACUGUGUUCCAGUGCAUCACCAUGGAAGGUUGGACAGACGUACUCUACUGGGUAAAUGAUGCGAUAGGAUGGGAAUGGCCAUGGGUGUAUUUUGUCAGUCUGAUCAUCCUUGGCUCAUUUUUCGUCCUUAACCUGGUUCUUGGUGUCCUUAGUGGAGAAUUCUCAAAGGAAAGAGAGAAGGCUAAAGCACGUGGAGAUUUCCAGAAGCUCCGGGAGAAGCAGCAGCUGGAAGAGGAUCUUAAGGGCUACUUGGAUUGGAUCACCCAAGCAGAAGACAUUGAUCCUGAGAAUGAGGAGGAGGGUGGAGAGGAAGGCAAAAGGAAUACUGGCAUGCCCACCAGCGAGACAGAGUCUGUGAACACUGAGGAUGUAAGUGGCGAAGGCGAGGCCCGGGGCUGCUGUGAAGGUCUCUGGUGCUGGUGGAAAAGAAGAGGCGCAGCCAAGACGGGCCCCUCUGGGUGUCGGCGGUGGGGUCAAGCCAUCUCAAAAUCCAAACUCAGCCGACGCUGGCGUCGCUGGAACCGAUUCAAUCGCAGAAGGUGCAGGGCUGCUGUAAAGUCUGUCACAUUCUACUGGCUGGUUAUUGUCCUGGUGUUUCUCAACACUUUAACCAUUUCCUCUGAGCACUACAAUCAGCCAGACUGGUUGACACAGAUUCAAGAUAUUGCAAACAAAGUCCUCUUGGCUCUGUUUACCUGCGAGAUGCUGGUCAAAAUGUACAGUUUGGGUCUCCAGGCAUACUUUGUGUCUCUCUUCAACCGGUUUGAUUGUUUUGUGGUGUGUGGUGGGAUCACCGAAACCAUUCUGGUGGAGCUGGAAGUCAUGUCUCCUCUGGGGAUCUCUGUGUUCCGAUGUGUGCGUCUCCUGAGGAUCUUCAAAGUCACCAGGCACUGGACUUCCCUGAGCAACUUGGUGGCAUCCCUGUUAAAUUCCAUGAAGUCCAUUGCAUCCCUGUUGCUUCUGUUGUUCCUCUUCAUAAUCAUCUUCUCCUUACUGGGCAUGCAGCUGUUUGGGGGAAAGUUCAAUUUUGAUGAGACACAAACCAAGCGAAGCACCUUUGACAACUUUCCCCAGGCACUCCUGACCGUGUUCCAGAUCCUGACUGGUGAAGACUGGAAUGCUGUGAUGUACGAUGGCAUCAUGGCGUACGGAGGCCCGUCCUCGUCAGGAGUGGUCGUCUGCAUCUACUUCAUCAUCCUCUUCAUCUGUGGCAACUAUAUUCUGCUGAAUGUCUUCUUGGCCAUCGCUGUAGACAAUUUGGCUGAUGCUGAAAGUCUGAACACUGCCCAGAAGGAAGAAGCUGAAGAAAAGGAAAGGAAAAAGAUUGCCAGAAAAGAAAGCCUAGAAAAUAAAAAGAACCAACCUGAAGCUAACCAGAUAGCCAACAGUGACAAUAAGGUUGCAAUUGAUGACUAUCGAGAGGAGGAUGAAGACAAGGACCCUUACCCACCCUGUGAUGUGCCAGUAGGUGAAGAGGAAGAAGAGGAGGAUGAGGAUGAGCCCGAGGUUCCUGCUGGUCCCCGUCCUCGCAGAAUAUCGGAGUUGAACAUGAAAGAGAAAAUUGCACCCAUCCCUGAAGGGAGUGCUUUCUUCAUUCUUAGCAAGACCAACCCGAUCCGCGUGGGCUGCCACAAGCUCAUCAACCACCAUGCCUUCACUAGCCUCAUCCUCGUCUUCAUCAUGCUGAGCAGCGCUGCCCUAGCUGCCGAGGAUCCCAUCCGCAGCCACUCCUUCCGGAACAUUAUACUGGGUUACUUUGACUACGCUUUCACAGCAAUCUUCACUGUUGAAAUCCUGUUGAAGAUGACAACUUUUGGAGCUUUCUUGCACAAAGGGGCUUUUUGCAGGAAUUACUUCAAUUUGUUGGACAUGCUCGUUGUUGGGGUAUCAUUGGUGUCGUUUGGGAUUCAAUCUAGCGCCAUCUCCGUUGUGAAGAUUCUGAGGGUCUUAAGGGUCCUGAGGCCCCUCAGAGCCAUCAACAGAGCAAAAGGACUUAAGCACGUUGUCCAGUGUGUUUUCGUGGCCAUCCGGACAAUUGGUAACAUCAUGAUCGUCACCACACUGCUCCAGUUUAUGUUUGCCUGCAUCGGGGUCCAGUUGUUCAAGGGGAAGUUCUAUCGCUGCACAGAUGAAGCCAAAAGUAAUCCUGAAGAAUGCAGAGGGCUUUUUAUUCUUUACAAGGAUGGGGAUGUUGACAGCCCUGUGGUCCGUGAGAGGAUCUGGCAGAAUAGUGACUUCAACUUUGACAACGUCCUUUCGGCUAUGAUGGCGCUCUUCACCGUCUCCACCUUCGAGGGCUGGCCCGCGUUGCUAUAUAAAGCCAUCGACUCAAAUGCAGAGAACGUCGGUCCAGUCUACAACUACCGUGUGGAGAUCUCCAUCUUCUUCAUCAUCUAUAUCAUCAUUGUUGCUUUCUUCAUGAUGAACAUUUUUGUGGGCUUUGUCAUUGUCACAUUUCAGGAGCAGGGAGAAAAGGAAUAUAAGAACUGUGAGCUAGACAAAAACCAGCGUCAGUGUGUUGAAUACGCCUUGAAAGCACGUCCCUUGCGAAGAUACAUCCCCAAAAAUCCCUACCAGUACAAGUUCUGGUACGUGGUGAACUCUUCGCCUUUCGAAUACAUGAUGUUUGUCCUCAUCAUGCUCAACACACUCUGCUUGGCCAUGCAGCACUAUGAGCAGUCCAAGGUGUUCAACGAUGCCAUGGACAUACUGAACAUGGUCUUCACAGGGGUGUUCACUGUUGAGAUGGUUUUGAAAGUCAUUGCAUUUAAGCCCAAGGGGUAUUUUAGUGACGCCUGGAACACGUUUGACUCCCUCAUCGUAAUCGGCAGCAUUAUAGACGUGGCCCUCAGCGAAGCAGACCCAACUGAAAGUGAAAAUGUCCCUCUCCCAACUGCUACACCUGGGAACUCUGAAGAGAGCAAUAGAAUCUCCAUCACCUUUUUCCGUCUUUUCCGAGUGAUGCGAUUGGUGAAGCUUCUCAGCAGGGGGGAAGGCAUCCGGACAUUGCUGUGGACUUUUAUCAAGUCCUUUCAGGCUCUCCCUUACGUCGCCCUCCUUAUCGCCAUGCUUUUCUUCAUCUACGCAGUCAUUGGCAUGCAGAUGUUUGGGAAGGUUGCCAUGAGAGAUAACAACCAGAUCAACAGGAACAACAACUUCCAGACGUUUCCCCAGGCGGUGCUGCUGCUCUUCAGGUGUGCUACAGGUGAGGCUUGGCAAGAGAUCAUGCUGGCCUGCCUCCCAGGGAAGCUGUGUGACCCUGAGUCAGAUUAUAACCCGGGAGAGGAAUACACUUGUGGAAGCAACUUCGCCAUUGUCUAUUUCAUCAGCUUUUACAUGCUCUGUGCAUUUCUGAUCAUCAAUCUCUUUGUGGCUGUCAUCAUGGACAAUUUUGACUACCUGACCAGGGACUGGUCUAUUCUGGGACCUCACCACUUAGAUGAAUUCAAAAGAAUAUGGUCUGAAUAUGACCCUGAGGCAAAGGGAAGGAUAAAGCACCUCGAUGUGGUCACACUGCUCAGACGAAUCCAACCCCCUCUGGGGUUUGGGAAGUUAUGUCCACACAGAGUAGCGUGUAAGAGGUUAGUUGCCAUGAACAUGCCUCUCAACAGUGAUGGGACGGUCAUGUUCAAUGCAACCCUGUUUGCUUUGGUCCGAACAGCUCUCAAGAUCAAGACUGAAGGAAAUCUGGAACAAGCAAAUGAAGAACUUCGAGCUGUGAUCAAGAAAAUCUGGAAGAAGACCAGCAUGAAACUACUUGACCAAGUUGUCCCUCCAGCUGGUGAUGAUGAGGUAACCGUGGGGAAGUUCUAUGCCACUUUCCUGAUACAGGACUACUUUAGGAAAUUCAAGAAACGAAAAGAACAAGGACUGGUGGGGAAGUACCCUGCGAAGAACACCACAGUCGCCCUACAGGCGGGACUAAGAACACUGCAUGACAUUGGGCCAGAAAUCCGGCGUGCUAUAUCCUGUGAUUUGCAAGAUGAUGAGCCUGAGGAAUCAAAACAAGAAGAAGAUAUGUUCAAAAGAAAUGGUGCCCUGCUUGGAAACCAUGUCAAUCAUGUUACUAGUGAUAGGAGAGAUUCCCUUCAGCUGACCAAUACCACCCACCGUCCCCUGCAUGUCCAAAGGCCUUCAAUUCCACCUGCAAGUGAUACUGAGAAACCGCUGUUUCCUCCAGCAGGAAAUUCGGUGUGUCAUAACCAUCAUAACCAUAAUUCCAUAGGAAAGCAAGUUCCCACCUCAACAAAUGCCAAUCUCAAUAAUGCCAAUAUGUCCAAAGCUGCCCAUGGGAAGCAGCCCAGCAUUGGGAACCUUGAGCAUGUGUCUGAAAAUGGGCAUCAUUCCUCCCACAAGCAUGACCGGGAGCCUCAAAGAAGGUCCAGUAUUAAAAGAACCCGCUAUUAUGAGACUUACAUUAGGUCUGAAUCUGGAGAUGAGCAGCUCCCAACUAUUUGCCGGGAAGACCCCGAGAUCCAUGGCUACUUCAGGGCCCCCCGCUGCUUGGGGGAUCAGGAAUAUUUCAGUAGUGAGGAGUGCUGUGAGGAUGACAGCUCUCCCACCUGGAGCAGGCAAAAUUACAGCUACUACAACAGGUACCCAGGCAGUUCCAUGGACUUUGAGAGGCCUCGAGGCUACCAUCACCCUCAAGGCUUCUUGGAGGAUGAUGACUCACCCAUCAGCUAUGAUUCACGGAGAUCUCCAAGGAGACGCCUUCUACCUCCCACCCCAACAUCCCACCGAAGGUCCUCCUUCAACUUCGAGUGCCUGCGCCGCCAGAGCAGCCAGGAGGACGUCCCACCGUCACCCACUCUCCCCCACCGUGCAGCUCUGCCUCUGCAUCUGAUGCAGCAGCAGAUCAUGGCUGUUGCUGGCCUUGAUUCCAGCAAAGCUCAGAAGUACUCACCAAGCCACUCUACCCGGUCCUGGGCCACCCCUCCAGCAACCCCUCCAUACCGGGACUGGACUCCAUGCUAUACCCCCCUGAUCCAGGUGGAGCGCUCGGAGUCCCAGGACCAGGUCAAUGGCAGCCUGCCAUCCCUGCACCGCAGCUCCUGGUACACAGAUGAGCCCGACAUCUCCUAUAGGACUUUCACACCAGCCAGCCUGACUGUCCCCAGCAGCUUCCGGAACAAAAACAGUGACAAGCAGAGGAGUGCCGACAGCUUGGUGGAGGCAGUGCUGAUAUCAGAAGGCUUAGGACGCUAUGCAAGGGACCCAAAAUUUGUGUCAGCGACAAAACAUGAAAUCGCUGAUGCCUGUGACCUAACCAUCGAUGAGAUGGAGAGCGCAGCCAGUACUCUGCUUAAUGGGAGCAUGUGCCCUCGAGCCAAUGGGGACAUGGGACCCAUCGCACACCGGCAGGACUAUGAGCUCCAGGACUUUGGUCCCGGCUACAGCGAUGAGGAGCCAGACCCCGGGCGAGAGGAGGAGCUGGCAGACGAGAUGAUCUGCAUCACUACCCUGUAGGCUAGGGUCAGGCUGCAUCCCCACCACCUUGUAGCCCAGCCAGGGUUAGCUGGCCCUGGCCUUGGAGAGGCGCAGGAGGCCCAGGGAAAAAGUGCCUCAUAGUUAGGAAAGUUUAGGCACUAGUUGGAAGUACUCAAUUCAACUUUUGUACAAGUGACACCCAAGAAAGCCAUAAACCUGGUAGGAACAGGUUCCGAGUGACCAGGCAUGGGGUGUGCCACACGCUCAGGUCCUGCCUGCCACAGGAGCAGCAGGUCUGGCCCCUCGAGAAGAUGGGUGACGACAGCCUGGCAUGCUCAGUGACCAAAUGGGCUGCCCGGACUUCAAGUCUCAUACCCAGGGGCACACGCCUGUGCCCACUUGCCUGAAGGCAUGGCAGAAAGGUUAAAGGUGAUGAAGAUCACACCUGUGUCGUUACCUCAGCCAUCAGUCUAGCGUAUCGGACACACACUUGGCCCAGCAUAUCCAUUUCUAAGCCCCUCCGACACACUGCUUCCUGGUUCCCGUGUAGCUGUUCUGAAAUGUUGUGCAUCAGAACCCUUGCCACCAGUGAUCAUUACAAGGGGAGUGGGACCGGACAGACAGUUUUUUGUUAUGUAAUGCCAGUUUACACAAGAGAACAUGACUCUGAUGGUCAUUUCUGACUAUCACACUAAGGGCAACUGUAAACUGGAAUAGAAAUGCACUUGCAACCAGGUAAACUUAGAUACGCUAGUUUGUUUAAAAAUUAUAGAUUUACUGUAUAUGACUUGUAAUAUACUUCAAUUUGUAUUUGUAAAGAGAUGGUCUAUAUUUUGUAAUUAUUGUACCGUAUUUGAAUUGCAGCAAUAUCCAUGGGUCUUAACAAACUGUAGUUUCCCCCAAAUCUAGGAAAUUAUUAGUUAUUUUUACUUGGGCUAAACAGAAUUAGAAGAAAUAGAGCCAAUUCUCACUUAUUCAGUGAAAAUCUCUUGGGGGUAAACUAUUGAGCUCAAAAGAACUUGAUACUUCAGAAAUUUUUCUAAAAUAUUUUGAGUCAUUAUAAACUUUACAUAAGAGAUCAAGAUGACUGUUUGCAGUCUUUUCUUUGGGCAAAGAGUUCUACGAUCUUGAUAUUGUAUGUUUUAUCCACAUAGGUAGUGACUGUCUUUGGUUCUGUUUUAUUUUAAUAACCCUCUGAACAGUCACCUGGCCUUGUGGCAUCCUCUCGUCUGGCUUCUUCAUCUGCCUACACUGGCCAUUUCUGCAUCUGUGCUGCAGAAAUCACCACACAGGUGAAUGAAGCUCGCAUUCCACAGGAAAGCUUAAGAAAUGAAGGGGGGCCAGAGAGAGUACUGUGGUGACCUGUGAAGCUGGAAUGUUGGGGUUUAUACACGCAUCCUGCUGCCUUUUAUAGAGCUGCUGUGUGCUGUGUUCUUGAGGGAUGUUAAACACAAUUGACUGAAUGAGGGCUGAACUCUUCAUGAGAAUGCACGCACUCUGACUGAAGGCCCUGGGACCAGCCCAGUUUGGAUCAUUAGAACUAUCAAAGCUUCCUUUUUCUUUUAAGAGGAUCAUGUAAUGUCACAUUACUUGGGGUUCUUUGCAAUCACAAAAGGCAGGUAGAAAUUUUGGUUCAAAAUUUUUAACUAGUUCACAGACAACCUGUCAAUAUAUAUAUAUAUAUAUUUUUUUUGUAAAUAACACUUUGUUAUAAAGACCUCACAAACCUCUUCAUAAGACAUUCUUACUUCUGACGUAGGCAGAAACUCUUCAAGGUUUGUAAAUGACUAUUUCUUGACAUAAAGACUUUUUUAUUAAAAUGCAAAAUGUCCUUCAGAAUAAAUUGUGUAAUAACUUCAUUGUAUUUGGAAGCUCUUCUCACACAGAGCUGGCUCUGCAGGGGAGAGCUUCAGAGGGGCAGGCACUCUCUAGCAGCUUAUGGACCCGGCAGCUCUUUCAUCAUCAGGCUUUUCAAGGCCAAUCAAUGGUAACUUAACACCAGCUGCAGAGUGUGCUGCUUCUCUAAAGGGCUAACCACGUCAACAUUACCUUGGAUUCUGGUGUCUUGCUGGGUGUUGGUCUAUGUGGCUCAACAUCAGCAGGCCACACCCUCCAUCCCAGGACUGUGUGUUCUGGAAAGAGUGUUGGUCUUUCCCAAGGUCAGUACAUCAACACUGCAGGUUUUAUAGGCUGCACCAUUUCCCAGCAUCUAUCUGUCUGCUUUAAGCCUGGACCAACCUCUUGUCUAAUAUUAAAUUUCUCUUUGUAAGA